AGACGCUGGGCGCGCAACAAUGGGGUGACCUUUCACAGUUUCUAUUGCUGUUUGUAGUAUCCAAUCAUUUUACUCCUAUGCAUGUGGAAGUACAAAAUCAAUGCCUUGGGGUUGGCAAAGUAUUCCUGUGGCAAACAUGGUUCUCAGGAAUUCAGAAGGAGUGAAGAUUUUGCUGGGUAAACAUGUUAUCGCUGAGUAUAGCUCACAUGUUUAGCUUAUAGACAUACGGGUAGUUGAGACCAACAAAUGGAUCGUCUGGGCAAUUUAUUGGUUCGAGAAACAGGCACCAAAAUUGGUUGUCGGUCCCUAAUCUACUUCAACGCCCGAAGCAUACAAUUUGGGAACACUUCAUGCCUCUGGUGCGGCUGUUUUUACGGUUAGCACGAUGAAAAUUUGGAAAUCCAUUCUAGCCACGGCCUCUGUCUUUUAUUUGGGCGUUGCAGCGAGUGAAAUAGAAGUCGAGAUCGGUUCAGCAUGGAACGACGAGUUGGACAUGCUGAUUACGCGUCAAACUGCACCUGUCAGCAGCAAUGACGAACCUCUACCGUGCAAUGGGUUCCCAGAAUACCGAGAUUUACCUGUCAAUCACUUUUUCUGGCUCGGAGCGCAUAAUGCCGGUUCCCAUGACGUCCCAAAAUUCAAACAGCAGGCAGCCAACGUAAAAGAGCCUCACGCUUGUCAAUACAAGAGCCAGGAUCGCACCAUCACCGAGAUGUUAACCGAUGGUCUCCGUUUCCUCCAGGUCAAUGUAUGCAAGACGAAAAAUGAUAAGCUAUCAUUAUGCUCGCCAACAGGUGUGCAAAUGUACGAUACUCUCUUCCAAGAUUUCAUCGACGAAGUACUGGACUUUAUUCGGAUGUAUCCUCAACAGAUCAUUAUGGUUCAUGUAUCUGCCUCGAAAAAACCGAAGCAACCUGUCACAGCUGAAGCGCUUGAAGGCGCUAUCGAUGAGGUGUGUAAAGUUCACACUGAUCGAACCCUAGGCACAGAUGAAUUCAAGCGACAUGAAUGUCCGUUCAUCUAUACGCAUCCUUUCGCCGCACGACCUUGGCCUACCAUGGGCGAGCUCAUCAACUAUGACCCUGAUAUGCCUCAGUGGGAAGGCGAUGGCCAACAUGUGGGUGUUCAAAGCCAGUUGGUUUUGACUUACGAUGACAGGUUAGCCUCCAGUCUCGGCCAGAAAUCACACUACUUUUCCCAGCCAUUCUGGGAAUCCGGCUUCAAAGUUGACCAGCAACUGAAGGAUGUGGAUGAUAAUGUACGCGAACUAUGCAAGAAAUCUGGCGCGCUUCAAUUGAAUGCCUUUUUACCGGAAACCACCGUCGACUGCAACAGCCAUCUGAAUGAGAAGUUCUAUACUCCAGCGGUAAUUGAUCGUUUGUUGCUUUCGAAAGACGUCUGCGAUUUCAAUAAUCUACCUUCAACAACUUACUUCAGUGGCAUCACCGUGGAUUGCUAUGAACAGCAUCUGCCCUUCCUGCUGAACUUGCAAAGACAAAUGGUUGCCAUAAACUAUGCGAAACUUAAUGGCCGUAAAGUGGAUCUAAAACCGUCACCAGUGAAAGAAGAAAAAUUAGAUACGCAAUCACCUUAUCACCACGAAAGAGAUGAACUGUAACCCUCUCAUCAAUAAACUGCAGGAUACAUCGUUGUAUCACCUAUCAUCAAAAAGGAU
Messenger RNA from Radiomyces spectabilis, 1675 nucleotides. RefSeq lists its product as uncharacterized. Gene Ontology annotation, biological process: lipid metabolic process. NCBI's taxonomy places the organism in Eukaryota, Fungi, Mucoromycota, Mucoromycetes, Mucorales, Radiomycetaceae. The record is from RefSeq and is a predicted model, not a curated record. Bases 386 to 1618 code for a protein of 410 amino acids. The transcript has 10 exons. Gene Ontology annotation, molecular function: phosphoric diester hydrolase activity.